GCGCAUCAGAUGAUUUUGUAUCAAGUAACUUGCAAAAUGGCUGAAGUAGCUCCAGCUCCAGCGCCUGCUCCACCUCCGACGGCGCCGGCGAAAAGCGGCGCCAAGAAGAAGGCACCUUCCAAGGCGAAAACUCCGGGACUCAGCGCCAGCGAGCUGAUCCUCCAGGCGGUAGGGGUGUCCAAAGAGCGCAAUGGCGUAUCUCUGGUCGGCCUAAAGAAGUUCCUAACUUCUAAGGGCUACGACGUGGAGAAGAACAAAGCUCGCCUGAAGACGGUCAUCAAGACAAUGGUGGCUAAGGGAAUCAUUGUUCAGACGAAAGGUUCUGGCGCUUCCGGCUCAUUCAAACUGAACAAAAAGGUGGACGCUAAGAAGCCAAAAGCGCCCGGCAAGACCAAGAAAACCACCACGAAAGCGAAGCCCACCAUUCAGAAGGUAUUACCCAAGAAGCCAGCAGCGAAUAAACCCGCGAAAAAGAGCGUGAAAGCGGUGACGCCUAAAGGGAAAACGUCCGUCAAGAAAGCCGCGGCGCCGGCGAAGAAGUCCCCGGCGGUUAAGAAGACUCCCGCCGCUAAGAAGACAACUACAGCCGCUAAGAAGGUUUCUAAACCCAAAUCUGUCAAGAGAGCAGCACCCAAGAAGAAGUAAAUUAACUUUUUUUCUACACCAAAGGCUCUUUUAAGAGCCAUCACAAUGACUUUAUAGAGCAAUAUUACUUUGUUGUUUAUUUGGACAUCGAGUCUGUUAAUAAAUCAAUUAACGCUUGCUGAGCGAGGAAAAGUGCCUGCAAUACAAAGUUACAUCGGCAGAUGGCAUCAAAACCCUCUAAUAAGAAAAUAUAUUUUAUUGUACUAUACCUAUAUGUAUGUACUUUUGUUAAACUAUUCCACAUUGCAUAUUUUUAUUUCAUUUAGUGUAAUGAGUCACAACUGUGGAUCACUCAACUCAUUAGCUGCCAAUGACGCUGAUAGACGUCCAUUCAAAUUUUGAGUUGUGCAGGCUUGGUCAGCCCUUCCCAGUCAAAAUGAUUUGGAUUUGGGCGUCUGUUGCAGUCAAUGGCAGCCAAUAAUUAGCUUUAAAUUGUGUAUCAGCUAGCUGGGGUGUCAUAUUAAGUAUCCAUAUUGAAUGUAUUUUAGUCUACAACGAGGUUUUCAUAAGCAUGUCUUUUAAACAACAACAAAAUACACGCAUAAAGUUGACUUAAA
Molecule: messenger RNA, 1202 nt
Organism: Corythoichthys intestinalis (scribbled pipefish)
Lineage: Eukaryota; Metazoa; Chordata; Actinopteri; Syngnathiformes; Syngnathidae
Product: histone H1-like
Exons: 1
Coding region: 10-645 (211 amino acids)
Biological process (GO): negative regulation of DNA recombination; nucleosome assembly; chromosome condensation
Cellular component (GO): nucleosome; nucleus
Molecular function (GO): nucleosomal DNA binding; double-stranded DNA binding
Source: RefSeq, a predicted model, not a curated record